CCCGCCCCCCUCUGUCCGCCCGAGCCGAGGAUCCAGGAAACAAACGCCGGAACGGAUGGAGAUGAAGUGGCCGCGGUUCUUGCUCCUCGCUCUGGGAGCUUUCUCGCUGUGCUGCGCCACGUCUGGUGACAGCAGCGGCGUGAAGAAGAUGAAGAUGCAGUUCGCCACGGGGCCCCUGCUCAAGUUUCAGAUCUGCAUUUCCUGAGGGUACAAGCGGGUGUUUGAGGAGUACAUGCAGGCCUUGUACCAGCGGUACCCAGACAUCCGCAUCGAAGGGGAGAACUAUCUUCCUAUUCCCGUCUAUAGACACAUUUCUUCCUUCCUGUCUAUAUUCAAACUGCUGGUGAUUGGGCUGAUUAUCAUCGGUAGGGAUCCAUUUGCCCUCCUUGGUAUGCAAGCUCCAGGCAUCUGGGAGUGGGGCCAGGGGAAUAAGAUAUAUGCCUGCAUGAUGGUGUUCUUCUUCAGCAAUAUGAUCGAAAACCAGUUAAUGUCUACAGGAGCUUUUGAAAUCACACUGAAUGAUGUGCCAGUGUGGUCAAAACUGGAGUCAGGUCAGCUGCCCUCCAUGCAGCAGCUUGUGCAAAUCCUGGACAACGAGAUGAAGAUGAACGUCCACAUGGACACCCACCACCACUCCUAACCCUACUCCUCAAGUCCUGGCUGGAGCUAAAAUCCCCUCCAUGUUCGAGGUGGGUUUCUCACUGGGCUGUGAAGUGAUGUUUAUGAAGGUCUGCGCUGAAAGUAGGAAAACUGCUAGCACAGACUGGAUGCUCCCAUCACUCUUCAUGAUGUCCCUCCGAGACAUCCCGCCCCUGACGCCAGAGUGGGAUCCAUGGCAACAGUGCCGGCCAUUCUGUCCUUUUUUUGUACCAUUCAGACGAUCGCAGAAUUCAUCCAGUUGACACCAGUAGAUCCAAGAGGAUAAAUUUAUUAAUGAUUCUCAUAGUCUUUAACUCGUUGCAUAUAUUUGAUCUAUGUGAAUAAAACAGUUGUGUUAUUUGUACCACUGAGCCAUAUGUAGAAUUUUAACUAUUCUAUUCAUUAAGUAGCUUAGCCAUGUAGAAAAUGCAACACUUAAAAUCAUCACUGUUGUGAAAAUAACAUUGGGAAAUUAUGUCUUGGUAUGAUUUCUGAAUAAUUUUUAUAUUUACAUAACUUGGAAGAAGCUAUGAAGAUGAAUAAAACCUAUUGUAACUA
This is a messenger RNA of Hippoglossus stenolepis (Pacific halibut), 1197 nucleotides long. RefSeq names its product thioredoxin reductase-like selenoprotein T1a. The transcript is spliced from 6 exons. Gene Ontology annotation, biological process: cell redox homeostasis. Lineage: Eukaryota; Metazoa; Chordata; Actinopteri; Pleuronectiformes; Pleuronectidae. Gene Ontology annotation, molecular function: thioredoxin-disulfide reductase (NADPH) activity. The record is from RefSeq and is a predicted model, not a curated record. Gene Ontology annotation, cellular component: endoplasmic reticulum membrane.